AUGUUGUUACCCACUGCAAGACGGCGCAUUGGCGUCCCACAACUGCCUGGCGCUCGUCGCCGAGCCCUUCCUCCUCGUCGCAGCUUGAUCCCUGCCCCGCGCUCCAAUUCGGGCCCUCUCAUGGAGCGUCGAGCAGAUCGAGAAUUGCCGUCUGUCAACAGCGAGAGCCGCUGGCUCCGCACACUGCCACUCUUCGCGGUUGUUGUGGGCGCGGCUAUGCUGGGUAUAUUCAACUAUCAGAAGUCAUCUUCAAGCGUGGUCAGCAGCACACUGUAUGCCCUGAGGACCUCGCCGAGAGCCCGUGAGAUUUUAGGGGAUGAAAUCUACUUCGCCCAACAAAUCCCAUGGAUUAGUGGUGAAAUGAAUCAGCUACAUGGCCGCAUUGACAUCUCAUUUUGGGUCAAGGGAACCAAAGGGCAAGGCAAGAUGAGGUUUCGGAGUAUUAGACCCAACCGCAUGAGCUAUUUUUGCACGGAAGAAUGGAGCCUGGAAACAGAACACGGAACAGUGGUGCAACUCCUCGACAGUGAUAGCGACCCGUUUCGGCAAAGCAACUAG
Messenger RNA from Aspergillus aculeatus ATCC 16872, 558 nucleotides. Its product is annotated as cytochrome c oxidase assembly factor 1 family protein. Gene Ontology annotation, biological process: mitochondrial respiratory chain complex IV assembly. Lineage: Eukaryota; Fungi; Ascomycota; Eurotiomycetes; Eurotiales; Aspergillaceae. The record is from RefSeq and is a predicted model, not a curated record. Bases 1 to 558 code for a protein of 185 amino acids. Gene Ontology annotation, cellular component: mitochondrial inner membrane. The transcript is spliced from 2 exons.